UCGAAUGUGCUAUUGGGGUUCCCAAAUAACGGGGACAAACAGACAGACAAAAAGACACACAGACGGAUGGACGGACAGAUAGGCAAGUCAUCCCAAAAAUUAUAUAGCGUAAGGGGUUCCGCGUUUUCUUUUUUUGUUUUGUUUUCAUUCUUUAUUUAUUUAUUUGCUUUAUUUAUUUAUUUAUCGAUUGAUUGCGUUUUAAUUACUACCUUGUGACAGUGAGGGAGGGAGGAGGAGCGAAGGCCAGCUGUGCACGUUGUGUAGCCUUAUUUAUUAUUUAUUUAUUUUAAUUAGAUGAAUUCGGUUAUUUAUUUGUAUUUAAAACACAAAUCGCUGCUUAGUAUGCGUGUGCGUGUGUGGGCCAGUGUGAACAGCUAGAAACCAAAUAUAUGAACCAAAUACACAAAUCCAAAUAAGAACACAGCUGCUGGCUUUUAUACAUAUGCCAGUGAGACGAAAUAUCGUCUUUUUAUUGAAUUUGAAAUUAAUAUUAAUAGUUUUAUUUACAAGCGAAAACCAAAGCAAAAUCGAGUGGAGGGUGCGAGAGGGAGGCCAGCGACUGUUACGCUGACUGUUCUCACAUCUGUCUCGACAGGGAAAGCAAAAAAGACAAAAUACUAAGAAAGAAAAAGAAGAUUUUAUGGGAGAAUAACACAGGAAAUACACAAAGCGAAUUAUCCGUGGGCUGCAGCUUGCAAUUCACGAAAGCGGCAAACGACAGAGGGGGCAAACAGAAAAUACGAAUAGUAAUAUUGCAACUAGUACUACAAAUAAUAACAACAAUAAUAACUCAGAUCAUUGUAUAAAUAACCAAACAGUAGCAUUACCGCUUAAGAAAACGACUCCACUAUCCGUCUGUGUGUGUUAGUCUGGGCUGGGAGCUUUAAUUACAACACAACCAAGGGACCAUCGAACAUAUGUAGCUAUUCUAUACAUAUUUAUAAACAGAGAAAAAGAGUCACCGACACAAAACAGAUAUUUAAAAUGUAAAUAUAACUAGGUUCCAUAUAUUUCAACCUAGUUUUACGAACUACUGCGAAUUUAUUUUUUUCCAUACCAAAUAUAUUUAAAACAAUCUACCUGGAAAUCAGACGAAGACACAGAGAAGAAAAGAAGAAUAUUGUCAUUAUUACGAUAAUUAAUCAAAGAACAGAAGACUGAGGAUCAUGUUUGUUCCCUUGCCGGUGCCGUUCGUCUUUCAGAGAACUGCUUCCGAUAUCAACGCUUGGCGUCUCAAGUCCCCGCUGGCUCUGCGGUCCAACUCCGAUAUAAGGAUGUCGAAGCCAGUAGAGAUUGAGAAGCAAGGAGCCGACUCUCCAAUGGAGAGCACAGACUCAGAAAGAAAUGGCCCAGACACCAACCAUCAGGUUCAGCCAAUGAAAAUCAGUCCCUUCUCCCUCUCGCCCACUCUGAGCAGCACCAAGGGCAAACUCGAGGAGUGCGGUGAGAUGUCCCCCAGCCCCGCACCGGCACCCUCUCAGGCGGCCCUUCCCCACACACAGCUCAUGCUUACUGGCAGUCAGCUGGCGGGGCUCACUGCCCUCCUGCCGGCGCAGCAGCAGCUCUUACUGCAGCAGGCGCAGGCUCAGCUUCUGGCGGCUGCCGUGCAGCAGUCCAGCGCUGCUCACGCCGCCCAUGCAGCCAAUCAGCAGCAGCAGCAGCAGCAACAGCAGCAGCAGAGUCAACAGACAGCACAGUCGCAGGCACACAGCACACAGGAGCAGCAGGCAGGCACCCCAGCUCCGCCCCCUCCGCCGCAGCUUACCCUCUCUCAGCCAAUCCAGCUCACUGCCCAGGAUAUCCAGCACCUGCUGCAGCUGCAGCAAUUGGUCCUGGUGCCUGGACACCACCUGCAGUCACCUGCGCAGUUUCUUCUGCCCCAAACACAGCAAGGGCAACAAGGUCUGCUAUCGACACCAAAUUUAAUUCCGCUACCUCAGCAAAACCAAGGGAGCCUCCUGUCAGCUCCACCCAGACUGGGGCUUCAAGCACAGGUAGGCCACUGUGUCUGGCAUGGGGAUGCCUGUCCCCCCUCCGCUAGCCGUGUACCUGGGCGCUGUGGUAACCGUGCCUCCCCACCACAGAGAGACAAGGGUGUGGACAGUGGCGUGAGCUCAGCAAACUCCGUGACCUCCCACCCCGAGGAGCCCAGCGACCUGGAGGAGCUGGAGCAGUUUGCACGCACCUUCAAACAGAGGAGAAUCAAGCUGGGCUUCACACAGGGCGAUGUGGGGCUGGCCAUGGGCAAACUCUACGGCAACGACUUCAGCCAGACGACCAUCUCUCGCUUUGAGGCACUCAACCUCAGCUUCAAGAACAUGUGCAAGCUGAAGCCCCUGCUGGAGAAGUGGCUCAACGAUGCCGAGACCAUGUCCAUUGACAGCACGUUGCCCAGCCCCAGCUCCCUCUCCUCUCCGUCGCUGGGCUUCGAGGGACUCCCUGGCCGCCGCAGGAAGAAGCGCACCAGCAUUGAGACCAAUGUCCGCGUGGCCUUAGAACGCAGCUUCAUCGCGAACCAGAAGCCUACCUCAGAGGAAAUCCUGCUGAUCGCGGAGCAGUUGAAUAUGGAGAAGGAGGUGAUCCGGGUCUGGUUCUGCAACCGGCGCCAGAAAGAGAAACGCAUCAACCCUACCAGCGCCACCCCUCCCUUGCCCAGCCAGCCCCCCCCUCCGACGCACAAACCCCCCUGCUACAGCCCGCACAUGAUGUCCAGUCCGGGACUGUCCCAGGCCGUCACCAGCCUCAGCACAACAGUGACCACGAUGUCUUCAGUCUGCCCUCUGACCCCAAGCGGCACUGCGACCAUGAGCUCCGCCCCUUCCCCAGUGACCCCGCCACCUCGCAGCACAGCCAGCCCCGCCCCUCCCAGCCACAGCACACUGAGCCUCAACACAGGCUUGUGGCGUAUGGGUAAAAAGAACGGUGACGUGUCUCACUGCAUCACUGAUUUCGCUGCAAACUUGAGGAACACAAUGAUGGGAGUUAACACAGGGAUGAACCAAGCGCUCAUCAGCAACAACCCCCUGGCUACCAUUCAAGCUCUGGCAGUCAGUGGUGGCCAGCUGCCCAUUUCCAGUCUUGAAGGGGGCAGUAAGGUGUUGCUGGGUGGAGCUGGGGGCACAGGUGGGGGCCUGCCAUCCUCCCUCUUCCUGAACCACUCUGCCCUGCUGCCCAUGGGGCCGGGCGCCGGCGUGGGAUUGGUCAGCGCUGCUGUAGCCAAGGCGACAAAACACACAUCGUUCCCCGCCGCCAGCAGCAUGAGCCCCACCUCCUGCUCCCCCUCUUCCUGCUCAAGCUCUGCUUCUUCCUGCUCCUCCAGUGAGGUGGCACACAGCCCAUCCGCUCUGGGAGGAGCCAAGACUGAGUGACGCAGCCCGUGGGCCAAUCACAAUGAAGGAGGAGAAGGAAGAGGAGGAAGUACAAAACCUCGCCUUUCAACCAAAGCUAUCUUUCUCUCUCCCUCCAUUUCUUGCUUUCACUCUCUCUCUCAGUCUUUCAAAGCCAAAAAUACACAGAAUGAAAGAGAGGAGAGAGAAGGAGAGAAAGAGGUGGAGGAGGAAAAGGGGAAAGGGGGAGAUUUAAACCAAAAAAUUAUCUAUCUAAGCAGAUGGAGAGGAGGCAUUGUGGGACUUUUUUGUCAACAAAGAAUGAAUACGCGCGUUGUCUCUACUCUGAAAAAAAAUGAAUGAAAAAACAGGGAGCGGACAAGAGGACGGAGACACGUGACGAUUCUUGUGAACCAAAAAUGACAAAAAACUUUACUGUGUGUUAGGAUGGUGGCAAGAACAAAGAGGUGAGAGAAAGACUUUUACUGAAAAGAUGCAGGGGAAAGAAGGAAAAGGAUCUUAAACCAAAAAAAAAUAAGAAGGAAGAAA
Messenger RNA from Paramormyrops kingsleyae, 3875 nucleotides. It is a transcript of the gene pou2f2b, whose product is annotated as POU class 2 homeobox 2b. The record is from RefSeq and is a predicted model, not a curated record. Lineage: Eukaryota; Metazoa; Chordata; Actinopteri; Osteoglossiformes; Mormyridae. Gene Ontology annotation, molecular function: DNA-binding transcription factor activity, RNA polymerase II-specific; RNA polymerase II cis-regulatory region sequence-specific DNA binding. Gene Ontology annotation, cellular component: nucleus. Gene Ontology annotation, biological process: regulation of transcription by RNA polymerase II.